Messenger RNA from Leptonychotes weddellii (Weddell seal), 1598 nucleotides. The record is from RefSeq and is a predicted model, not a curated record. NCBI's taxonomy places the organism in Eukaryota, Metazoa, Chordata, Mammalia, Carnivora, Phocidae.
GCUGGCCAACAAGAUUUAGCGGUGGUGCCCCGUGGGCUUACUGUACACAUACCAGGACCCAGGACAGCCGGGCCGAGCCGGUGGUGGCAGCCUGAGCCCUCUGCAGACCGUCCCGACCAUCCUGGACAAUGCUGCUUGCCCUAGGCACCUAUUUCCUCUGGCUUUUCACCAGUGACCUCUGGGCCGUUCAGGCUAAGGACCCAGAUACUGACGUGAGCACAAGGAGCCUUCACCGGGACUUGGCUCCAAAGAACAUUGACUUUGCCUUUACCCUGUAUAAGCAUCUAGUGGCUUCAGCUCCUGGCAAGGAUGUCUUCAUCUCCCCUGUGAGCAUCUCCAUGGCCUUAGCUAUAUUAUCUCUGGGUGCCUGUGGCCACACACGGGUCCAGCUUCUCCAAGGCCUGGGCUUCAACCUCACCAAGAUGCCUGAAGCUGAGAUCCACCAGGGCUUUCGGCACCUCCACCACCUCUUCAAGAAGGAGUCAGAAACCAUGUUGGAAAUGGCUAUGGGUAAUGCCUUGUUCCUUGACCGCAGCCUGGAGCUUCUGGAGUCAUUCUCAGCAGACACCAAGCACUAUUAUGAGUUGGAGGCCUUGGCUACAGAUUUCAAGGAUGGGGCUGGAGCCAGCAGACAAAUCAAUGAGUAUAUCAAAAAUAAGACACAAGGGAAAAUUGUGGACUUUCUAUCAAAGCUGGAUAGUUCAGCCAUGCUCAUCCUGGUCAACUACAUCUUCUUCAAAGGCACAUGGGAACACCCCUUCAACCCCGAGAGCACCAGGGAGGAGAACUUCUACGUGAACAAGACCACCGUGGUAAGAGUGCCCAUGAUGUUCCAGUCGAGCACUAUCAAGUACCUUCACGACCGGGUGCUCCCCUGCCAGGUGGUCCAGCUGGAGUACAUAGGCAACGGGACCGUCUUCUUCAUCCUCCCAGAUGAGGGGAAGAUGGACAUGGUCAUCGCCGCGCUGAGCCGGGACACCAUUCAGAGGUGGUCUGAGUCCAUGAUCACGGGGUAAGUCCUUGUCCUUCUCCCCCUACACUCACGCUGCAGGGCUCAUUGUUUUCUUCUGCUGGGUCCCCAAAGACCUGAGGCUCUCUGACCAAGAAGUCAGCCCUGUUUAUCUCUGUCCACUGACACUGAGAUACUUUAGGGCAUUCCACAAAACGAGGUCCGUUUGUGCCUCGGAAACAGCACAAAACCUAUGAAUGGUUCUUAAGUCACUCAGGGAUGUAGCUCUUCUUCAAGCAAUCAGUCCAUCAGUAAAUAAGUAAGAAAGGAAAAACAUAAGUAGGUAAUAAGUGAGUAAGGGAAAGAGAGUGAGCGGUGUAUAUGCAGAUGCCCUGGAGGUCAGGAGGAGAACCAGCCCAUGAAUGCCUGACCUCAGGCCCACGCCGGGGGCGGGCUCCGAGAGCACACGCAGGGAGGACGGGCUGAGCAUGUGAGCUAGGCAUGAACGAUGAAUGAAUGAAUGAUGGAACUCAUUGCCCCCAGGCACCUCUGAGCUAGACAGCAAUCAGAAUUAUGGUCAAGCACGUGCGCAGCCCCAGCCUGCACCGUGGGGGGAGGGGGGGAGGUGUUCAUGAACGUGAUCCUCACU